Molecule: messenger RNA, 783 nt
Organism: Talaromyces stipitatus ATCC 10500
Lineage: Eukaryota; Fungi; Ascomycota; Eurotiomycetes; Eurotiales; Trichocomaceae
Product: glutathione S-transferase, putative
Exons: 2
Coding region: 28-735 (235 amino acids)
Source: RefSeq, a predicted model, not a curated record
AGCGCCAAUUGAACAGUAAGAGUCAAAAUGGUGGACUCACAAAAGCUCCCCCCGCCGAUCCUACACCAUCUAAGUUCCUCUCAAUCUCUGCGCAUACUCUGGGCUCUCGAAGAGCUAUCCCUGUCCAGCGGACUUGAAUAUAAUCUGAAAUGCUACAAACGCCAAAACGCGCGAGCACCGGCAGAGCUCAAGACAGUAUUCCCACUGGGCAGGUCACCAAUCCUGGAAGUACCAGGAACAAUCGUCACGGAAUCUCGUCUGAUUCUGCAAUUCCUAUCAGACAAGUACUCCAACGGCGAAUGGAUCCCCGAAACAGACGAAGAUAAGGAUCGUGAUACCUAUUUCCAAGAAUUUGCCAUCGCGACUUUAAAUGGAAUUUUGAAUAGUAUCUUGUACUUUCAAAUCAUCCCACCCAAUUCUCCCUGGCUGGUCCGCCCAUUGAUGUACGCAAUCUUCAACCCGAUUGUCAAGAUCUUUAGCCAAGACAUUGAUCCGCAUUUCUCGCUGAUGGAGCGCGCUCUGUCUGAUGAGAAGCCGUGGUUUUCAGGCGCCAAAAUUGGGCUUGCGGAUAUUAAUUUGUCGUGGCCGAUGGAUUCGGCGAAGCAGAGGGGCUAUUUGGAUGAGAAGAAGUAUCCGAAAUUGGCGGAUUGGUUGAGGAGGGUUCAUGAGAGGCCGGCUUAUCAAAAUGCCUUGAAGAAGGGGGGCUCUUAUGAUUUAGUUAAAUUUGAUAUGUAAAUACCAUUUGUCUGUUAAGGUUGUUUGCUUAAUACUAAAAUUGUGUUC